Linum trigynum is the source of this 738-nucleotide messenger RNA. The record is from the annotation of a GenBank genome assembly. Lineage: Eukaryota; Viridiplantae; Streptophyta; Magnoliopsida; Malpighiales; Linaceae.
AUGGAGAAUGCAAGCGAAAUGCCGCUUACCCAGAUGAGGAAAUCUGUCGAGAAGCUUGGCUCGUCCACUGAGAAAUAUGGAGACCCGACAUUGAUGAGGUUCCUGAUUGCGAGGUCAAUGGACACAGGCAAGGCUGCAAAGAUGUUUGUUCAGUGGCAGAAAUGGAGGGCGUCGUUUGUUCCAAAUGGGCUCAUCUCAGAUUCUGAAGUCCCUGAUGAAUUGGUAGCUAAGAAGAUAUACUUGCAAGGUUUGUCAAGAGAGGGAUACCCAUUGUUGAUUGUCAAAGCAAGCAUGCAUUACCCAUCUAAAGAUCAGCCUCAAUUCAAGAAGUUCGUUGUUCAUCUGCUGGACAAAACUAUAGCCAGCACAAUCAAGGGAAGAGAAGUCGGAAACGAGAAGUUGAUGAUCAUCUUGGACUUGCAGCAAAUUGGAUAUAAAAAUGUGGAUGCUCGUGGGUUUAUCACUGGCUUCCAGUUUUUGCAGGCUUACUACCCAGAGCGCUUGCACAAGCUGUACAUCUUAAACAUGCCGCGAUUCUUUGCGAGCGUAUGGAGGAUAGUGUCGCGAUGCCUCGAGAAGGCUACAUUAGAGAAGAUAAUGAUAGUUACCAAUGACAAAGAGAUGGAAGUACUUGUGAGGGAAGUCGGGGAAGAGACAUUGCCAGAAGAGUACGGAGGCCGGGCUGAGCUUGUGGCUAUUCAGGAUGUCACAUUGGCGUUUCCUCGAUUGGAAGGAUGA